AAAACUAUUUUCAGUUUCUAUUUGGAAGAAACUGUGCUACCAUUAAAUAUUUGAGAAAGGAAUUUCCUCUUCUAAAUUUAAAAGCUUUCAUGAAAGGUCAUGAACAUACAUUAGUGAAAACCCCUUCAAAAUCAUGUACAAAUAAUAAUGAAUGCAUUGGAUCACACAUAACUCCCAAUAAUUCUACGAAAGCCUAUAACACUGAAUUUAUUGAACUAACCAGGAUUAUCUGGACAGGAAUUGGGACAGUUGGUUCAGUAAUUACAAUAUGCAGCAUGUUAAUUGCUAUAUUGAUAUAUACAGUAUAUCCAUGUUUACGAAAUUUCAGAUUUAGAAUACAUCUUCAUUUAUUCUUCGCAUUACUACUGGAAUCUAUUGCACAGCUUAUAUUGUCUUAUCUUUUGUUAAGUAAAGUUAAUCAAAUAAAUCUGAAUAAUGUUGAAAAUGAAACAAUACAUCAACCAUUUUCAAGUUCAAAAGAGAUGAUGUACAGUUCCAAUUCACAAUCAACAUAUAUAAUUAUACAGAAUACUAUGAUAAUUAUAUGGGAAUUAUGUCAAACUUGUGUUUUCACAUGGACAUUUAUCGAAGGAAUUCAUAUACACGAAUUAAUUGUCGUUUCAGUAUUUCAACCGUCAGUGAAUAUGUAUCCUUUGAUGAUUGCAGCAUGGGUUGUACCUAUUUUCAUAACAGGACUGUGGCUAAGUGCAUGGCUGUAUACAAAUAAAAUAGACGUAAGCUGGUCAUUUUAUACAUUUCAUUCAACUUACUGGAUUUUGAAUAGUUUCAGAUUAAUUUUACUAUCGACGAAUAUGGCUUUCCUUUUCAAUGUAAUCCGAGUUCUUGUUCGAAGACUUCAGACAAACUAUGCACCGGAAAUUCUGAAAUUAAAAAAGGCCGUAAAAGCUGUUAUCCUUUUAAUGCCGUUAUUAGGAAUUACUAAUUUUAUUGUACUUUUACCAGAACCUAAACAUCCUUUGGGAUUUUUUAUUGUUUCUGGAAUACGUCGAGUGCUGCCAACAUGGCAAGGAUUUAUUAUAUCUAUGAUAUAUUAUUUUAUGAAUAAAGAUGUUCAGAAAUGCAUACACAUGUCAAUCCGAAGAUUCAAAUCAAAAUAUCAACUAGAACAUCAUCGUUUUACUUCAUCUUCUCUACCCAUAACAAUUAUACCAACAACAAAUUCCACAUAAGCAAUAAUUAAGAAAACCUAUUUCUAUCAAUAGAAUUGAAUUCAGAUAAUAUUUAUACUUCGGAUAACGAAUAAACACUGAACAAGAGCAGUUCAAGAUACAAAACUAAGCAGACAAACACCAAUGAAGACAACUUUAUGAGUCGAAAGAAAUAUAAUUAAAAUAAACAAAUAAAAUGAUGUACAGAACAAAACAUGUUUAACCUUUAACCGAAUAUUAUGACUUACAUUAAAAACAUUUAAACAAUAUUUUCUGAUUUAUAAUGGUUCUACAAAAGGUUUCGAUAGGCGGAAAUUUUCUCAAAAUCAAUACAAUAUUCAUAAAGAAUAAAAAUAAGACAAUUACAAAAGACUUUUCCAGAAGCAAUUUCCCGAAAUGUCAUGAAAAGCCGAGAUCAGUAGAUUUGGUAAGGUGAGACGUGAAAAGUAAAAUAAAAUUGAGAAUCCAAUGAGAAUAGAGGAUUAAAAAGAAAUGACUGAAAUUGAGAACGCAUACCGUCAGAUUUUGACUCAGUGACUUAAUAGUAUUGUGUAUCCCGAAAAAACGUAAGGGUUUGGUUUCAACCUUAUGUGUGAUUGAAAGAGUAUAGAGCUAAGAUGCUUAAAGCCAGAAUAGCAUUCCUACAAAAGAAACAUACUUGAAACUCAAAGCAACUGUCACUCAAGAAUAAAAUCAGAAUUUUCAACACUUAUGUUGAAAUAAUCCUGUCAUUAGGAGCUGAAAAUUGGAUAACUACUACCAGUAUUUAUAAAAAUCUGUCUACCUAAGAUACACCAGAUCCAUUGGUCAGAGACCACCAACAAUAACUUACUCUGCCAGAGAACAAGCCAGCUACCAGUUGAGGAAGAAAUUAGGAAAACAUAGUGGAGAUGAAUAGGACAUGCUGAGGAAGUCACUAAACUGGAUCAAAAGGCAAGCCCUGAAUUGAAAUUCCCAAUGCUAAAGGAAGAGGCAUAUCAAAGAACACGUGGAUCCGGGGAUCGGAGUCAGACAUUGAGAAUAUGGGAACAACUUAGCAACAACUGAAAAGGAUCACAAAACAGAGAUACUUGAAGCUCUCUGGUUAACAAACUAUACCCCAAGAGAGGAAGCUAGUUCCAGUAACUAAGUAAGAACUUUUGAAGUGUAGUCAACGAUUUAAGUUAUCUGGUACACUGAAAAACUAUUACUGAAGUUCAAUGCAGAGAUAUUUACACAUCUUUUAUUACUUGACGAUACACAGAAGAGAAAGAUGAGUCAAAUUCCAAUAGCUUCUUCGUGAGGACGAUUUGAAGAACAAGAUUUUCCAGAGUCGUAAACAGGUCUACGACUGACGUGGCGUCCAAACCGUUAUCAAUCAAAGGCUCUUCUAAAUCUCUUUUGAUAUUUACAAAUACAAAAUAAAUAAUUAUUACUACAAUAAAAAGUCAUCCAAAAAACUAAGAACUUCUUUUGAAAUCUGGUGCACUUGUUAAAUGGUCCAUUAACAAAAUGGACAAAGGGAACCAUAAAAACUUGAGAGUAGAGUGGACAAAACUACAUUAUAAGGAAGAUAUGACAAGUUUUCCCAAAUCUAGUCAAAAACUAUAGAAUCAACCAUUUGAAGUUAUGUGUUGCGAUCCAAAGUAUGCAAAAGAUACUUCGUUGACUGAAACUAAGACCAAAACCGUAAAACUUACGGGACUCUAUUGUCGUCAUGUUACAAGUAUUGGAAACAUAACGCGAAGAUCAACACACGCGUUAUGUUUCCAAUACUUGUAACAUGACGACAAUAGAGUCCCGAAUUCCUCGUCGGCGUGCGAAUUCUGCAGAACCCAGGACAAAUUAUUUCGUGCGAAAACUUUCCAAAUUGGUUUUAAAUGAAAGCGACCUUCAAAAUACUUCUCAUCUCAAGGAUUUUAAUAUGAACCGCAAAUUGUCUACACAACAGCCAAAGUUUACUAAUCCUUUUGCUCGUCUGGAUUUUCGUAAAAAAAGGAAGAAGACUACUAAAGUCAAAGUACCACCAUUGGAUUUUCCCCAGUCGUAUACUGAGUUGAUUUUGGAACUUGCCUACACAUCAAACUUAACACGUCAAGUUAUUCGACCCUUUAAUCGUUGUCAUUUAAUCAGUCAAUUAACUGAAUGUGCACGCUUGAUUCGUGGACGUAUCGCUUCUGGUGCUGCAUGUAUCCAGCUUCCGUUACUGGCCGAUUCCAAAAAGGACGAACAACGUAUGAGUGACAAUCGAAUGAUUAUGGCAAAGAUUAAUCAGUUCAAUGAAGCACAUGCGUUAUUUACUGAUUGGAUUAAUAAACUUUCAUCAGCUCCAUUUGUAACUAACACAUUUGGUCCAACAGUUGUUCAACCUUCUGAUGGAAAUAGUCCUACAGAUCAACAGAUUCUACUAUCAAAAUCAAAUUAUUCUAUACAGGAUGCUAAUUUACUACAAGAUUUACAAUGUGAUGGUGAAUUGUUAUUCUGUCAACUUCAAUCAUGUGCUUUGGCUGUGUUUGAAUUACUCAAAAAUGUUGGCUACACCACGUUUGUUGAACCGUCAUGUAUGGAAGCUUCGCUGUAUAAAAGUUGCUAUGCACAAAAUGAAUCAACCCCUACUCAUUUAAACAAAAAUGGUCAUGAAAUUAAAAACAGUGGUACCGAAAUUCUUAGUCAUUCUAAUUCGUAUAACAAUACAUCAAUAAAAAGUUCAAGUGUGUUCACUGAUGAAGAUCGUGAACUUCUAGCUAAACUAUGGCGUUAUUUAGAUCCUAACAAUAGUUUAUCAGGCACCAAUUCACCACCACCAAAACCUCCACUACCUAAUUUAUGUCCUCUCAACAUUCCAUUCUCUGAUCGUCGUACAGAUUUAGUCAGCUCUAGUAAUCAAUCUUCUCAACUUAGUAUGAACCCAUUUGAUGAUCCAAACUUGUUAGCAUAUUUAUGUAUAAUUGCUUCUACUGCUCAACAAAAGUACCCUUCAAAUUCAAGUCCAAUUAAGAAAAGUUCAGAUUGUCAAAAAGAAUUUACAUUGCCAACCACCAGAUUGGAUUUAAAUGCAACUGACCACUUGUGUUUCCCAUUAGUCGAUGAGUCGGAUACUAGUGAUCUAGAGUCGAAUUUCAAUUAUCUUAAUAAUUCGAUUAAAUUAGAUAAUUCUUGUACAAUACAAACACCUAGUUGUAAACCUAACAGCGCAUUAUUUUCAAUUAAAGAUGCCUCACAUUCUGUUAUCGAACAACCUAAACUGCCUACGAGACAAAAGGAAAAAGUUGAUCACUUUGAUGAAACAUCGUUAUAUUCAACAAAUUGUAACGGAAAGUUUUCACAUGUUCAUUCCAGUCGAAAAUUACCAUUUCAAUUGAAAGACUGUAAAUACUGGUCAAAAUCAAUGUCAUCUGCAGAUUCGAACAAUCCACUUAGUGAUAGUUUAAUGCAGGAGGAAGUAGCAAAAAUGGUGAUGCAUUUACAAGACAAUGAUUCGUGUACUUCACAUCAGCUGGAAAAUCCUCUAAUUACAUGCACACCAAGUGCAAGUAACUCCAUUGCUACUAGUUCGUCUGAUGCGACUAUUACUACUACUAGCACUACACUUACUACUGUCAUUCCAAAUGAGCAAAACACUUCAACUUUAAAUAGUGAUGCCAACUGUGAAUCAAUGACAUCCAUUACUGAGGAUAUUGACGAUCGUUCACCUAAUUGUCAUUCUGAAGUAAAAUCCGAUACAGAAGAUGUUUAUGAAUUCAUUGAAGCAAAUGGUAAAAAGUAUCGACGUCAUUUUCAACGACGUGUUGUCAUUGAACGGCAUAAAGUUAGAGAAAUUAUAUUAGCACCAUCACUUCCAGAUGGUAUGGGACCAGAUCUUAAUCGAGUUACACUCAGCCGAUCUGAUCAGAUAGAUGCUAAAUCCGUCAACAACAAUAGUAAUAAUGAAGUUAUUCCACCAAUUGAUAAAUUAUCAUUAAAUAACUCUUGUAACUCUUCUUUAAAUCAUAUCAAUGCAUCGAACUCUCCUGAAUUUAAACCUCGAUUCGGAAAAUGGAAUAUUUCCUGUAAUAAUGCUGCUAAUGAACGCAACGAUUGUAUGGAUCAUGACGAUUUAGAAGAAUCCCAGUUCACCACAGCUGACGCUGGACCACCUAAACCAUCUUUACCGAAUGAGAAACCAUUGAUUAGUUAUAUGUUUCGAUUCGGAUCAUCUGAUUGUGACAAUCCAGAUGAUGAACGACGUUUAUCUGAUCGAUUAAUUGAUUUUUUCCGUGAUCAAUGGUUAAAAGAAGAGUCUGCAGCAGGACCACAUGAACGUAAAAAAGUUAUUUCUUAUACACAAAGUUAUACACAACCUACAACCAAUGGUGAUUUUAUUCAUAAAUCAACGUGGAUUCAACAUACAUGCACAGUUCGAAUGGUUGGAGGUCUUCAAGGAUUAAAAGCUCAGGCUGGUCGUAAUGCUGAAAUGAAAUUACCUGAAAUAUUAUCAGACGAUGAAUUUUCAGAUAAAAUAUCUUGUAAUUCACUUACUUCAUCAUCCAACGAAAUAACAUCAUCUUUAACUGAAGAAACAGAUGUAUCACAACAAUUAAAAGAGAAUUCAUCAAAGUUUAACCGUCACCAACCACAAAUCAUUAUUACCAGUGACGAAACAGAUGAUGAAGAAAUACGUGAUAACCAUAUCUCUACAGUAACUCAAGAAAGAGAAAUUUACACAACUCUACCUAUCGUGGAAGCUACUAAUAUACUACCUAUCCUAAGUCUUUUAAAAGCAAACGAUUAUUUAGUAUGGGGUGAUCGAAAUUCUCUAAAUGAUAUUUCUGUACAUGCUGGAUGUAUUGAUGCUUUAAUAGUAUAUAUAACAUCAUAUGGCCGUAUGUCACCAUCAUAUUAUUUAUUUUUCGAAACAUUUCUUUUUAUGUAUCGUUCAUUUAUGACAUCUGAUGAAUUAGUGAAUCGUUUGAUAACGCGUUAUCAUUACUUUAGCCAUCCUCCACGUUAUUUAUCACAUUUGACAAAUUUAUCUCAUGAGACCAGAUCUAAAGUCUGUACGUCUACUGUGUCAAUUUUAGUGACUGUGGUUACACGAUUAAGACAUGAUUUAAAUGAUAAAUUGCUAGAAAUUCUUCAAAAUUUCGAAGAAACUCUUUCACAAGACGAAUAUAAAUCACUCAGUCGAAUCUUACACAUUACAAUUUUUCGUCAGUCACAGGAAAACUUACAAAUUCAUUCUAACUCAAUAAACACUGAGUUAAUCAAUAAUAAUAUGCGUAAAUCUGAUUCAUUUCUAUCAAAUAGUGGUCGAACCUCAUCACUAGGCGAUGUAUCAUCCGAUCAAUCCAUGUUAAAUAGAAUUAAUGAAACAGAUCAAUGCGCUGAAUAUAAUGAAAAUGUUGGAUUUAUUACAUUACCAAAGACUAAAUCUAGACGAUCACAUGCUUUGGAAAAUGUUGAUCGUUAUUCAGUGAUUGAAUCGACAGAAAAUGAUUAUGUCAAUCCUUCUUCUGCGAUAAAUUCACUUCCAACUAAAAGAAUCUUGUUGAGUACAUCAAAAAGUAGUCUUGGCCUAUUGAAUUUUCCUGCAAAAUCUUUAGCUGAACAACUUACCUAUUUAGAAUGUUUAAAUUAUUAUAAAAUUAAUGUUUUUGAACUGCUUGAUAUUUCAAAACUAGAGCAAGGUAAAGCACCUGGUGUAGCCGCUUGUGCACAUCAUUUUACAAUGCUUUCUAACUGGGCCACUUAUCAAAUUUUAUCCUUGACAAGUGCAUCUGAUCGUGAUAAGGUUGCAAAUCGUUUAUUGGAUGUUAUGGAACACUUGUACAAACUCCAAAAUUUUAGUUCCUACCUGUCUUUACUUUGUGCAUUUCUCCUAGUACCAGAAGCUUUGUUUUCUCGAAAAACACUCAGUCGUCUUAGUCGGGUUACGCCGUACAUGCAACCGCCUUACUUUUCAAAAUAUCGUCGUGACUUAGAAGCAGCCAGUCCGCCAUUAAUACCAUAUUUAGGUUUAAUGCUGCAGAAUUUAAUUGUCCUAGAUCAGGGUAAUCCAUUGUUUUUAAAGACUCUUCCAAGUCAAUUAGUUGAUAAAUAUCAAUCAUGUCAUGGCCCUAUUAUAAACUUUUGGCGAUGUUGGAAACAUUUUCUGAUCAUACACGUUUUUGUCAAACAAGAGAAAAUGGAUCCUGAAAAAUCUCGUUAUUCGAUCCGUCCUGAUAUGAAAAUCUUACAAUUUCUUGGCAAUUUUAAAAAUUCUUUACCUGAAUCAGAAUUACGUCUCUUAGCUAAUCGUUUACGUCGAAGUAUUUCAUAAUUUCAUCAUUUAAUUAUAUUACAACAUUUAUGUAACCUAUUGUUUGUUACUAAUCAGCUCAUGUGUAUAAAAUAACCUAUAAUAUGUACAAUAAUACCAUUGUUUUAAUGUAUCAUUUUACUUUUUUUUUUUUAAAAAAAAAUGCAUAUUUUGAGGUAAUUUUUAAUUGUAAAUUUCAAGAUUUUUUGUUGCUUAUCAUAAUAUCAUUCAUACUUUAGAUUAUUGUUAUCAGUCUUUGUUUUAAAUAUAUAAUGAAUAUCUAUUGUAUACUACUCAAAUCUUAUUAUUGAAUAACUAAUAUUUGUUUACAUUUAAGAGAUUGGCUGUGUUAUUUGUAUACCUUUCUUUAAAAACAAAAAGACAAAACAAUGACAAUCACAUAUAUUUCUCUCAGAUGAGUUCCUCUAUAUAUUAUGUAUUGUGUUGUAUAGAAAAGAAUAUAUAUAUAUAAUUACGUUUCGGUGCAAUACAUCAUCAUUACUAUUAUUUUUACUCAUUAUUAUGCUGCUCAAAAUUUGUAAAUAUUUCUCCAUUGUUGAAAAGUGUUAUUUUUUGUCAAUUCAUAUGUACUUUAAAACCUAUUAACUUUGUUCUUUUUUUAUCAUGAAUAUGUACAAACAUUCACGUUGUUCCAUAGUGGCAAUAUUAUCUUUUCCUACUGUAGAUUUUUACGGUAAAAAAAAAAUCGUUCCUUCUGUUUAUUACCUCGUCAACUAAUGUAUCAUUAGUUUUUAUCAUAAUAUACUUAUUUUAUUAUUAUAAUGAUGAUUAUUGUUCAUAUAUUUUGUUCAUAUGUCUUCUAUUAUUUAUACCAUAGAUUUCUUUCUCAAAAAAGAUUGUUGUAGUUAAAAAUUUGUUAUUUUUAUUGUUUGUUUUCUUAAUAAAAUGACUUCAAUUAUUUAAUUGAUGCUAGUAGAUAAGUAAUGAUUUUGGUCACUUAAGGAUGCUUUAAUGUUAAUACAACUUCUGAUACUAUCAAUACUACUACUACUACCACUACUACUAUUACUAAUAGUGGUGAUAAGAGAUCUAACGACAGUUGUUAUUCAUGUCAUAAUACAAUUAUUCCUUAUAUCUUUAUGAGAAAAUAAACAUUUACAUUGAUUUUAUUUUAUAUGAUAAUAUAAUCCAAACAAAUACUUACGCACACUUUUGUUUCUUCUUCGAGAUAAAACGGUUCCUUUUUUUAUCCUUUUUUUCAAAACAAAAAAAUGACAAAAAGAUAAUGACAUAAACUUUCAUGUCACUCAGUUUCACAAAACAAAAACAAAAAAAUUUUUUUCUCAUUUAUUCUUAGCAAUUUAAAGAAGUCAUUCAAUAUAUGUGUAUAGAAAAACAUAUUUAUCUUAAAAGAAAAAGAAAAC
This is a messenger RNA of Schistosoma haematobium, 8810 nucleotides long. RefSeq lists its product as uncharacterized. Gene Ontology annotation, biological process: Ras protein signal transduction; positive regulation of GTPase activity. The coding region runs from base 2932 to 7446 and encodes 1504 amino acids. Gene Ontology annotation, molecular function: guanyl-nucleotide exchange factor activity. NCBI's taxonomy places the organism in Eukaryota, Metazoa, Platyhelminthes, Trematoda, Strigeidida, Schistosomatidae. Gene Ontology annotation, cellular component: plasma membrane. The transcript is spliced from 32 exons. The record is from RefSeq and is a predicted model, not a curated record.